Anneissia japonica is the source of this 1183-nucleotide messenger RNA. Its product is annotated as cell adhesion molecule 3-like. Lineage: Eukaryota; Metazoa; Echinodermata; Crinoidea; Comatulida; Comatulidae. The transcript has a single exon. Bases 32 to 1183 code for a protein of 383 amino acids. The record is from RefSeq and is a predicted model, not a curated record.
GUUCGAUGAAUUUUUAAAACAUAACAAUACAAUGGCUUGUGUUAUGUCAAAUAUUAUAUAUUUUGUUGAUAUAUAUGUCCUAUUUCUUCUAAUGAGGUUGUGUUUUUGCACCGUGAGUUUUACAAAGGAUCCAUCCAACAAAGACGCAUUUUUGAAGAAUUCACCGUUCCUUAGUUGUGAAGUGCAGGACUUAAGUUCAACUCAAACUAUAUCUUGGGUAAAAGAUAGUAUGGUCAUAGCUGAUAAUGUAUUUGAAGACGAUCACUUUGAGACAAGACUACUAGAGACUUCUUCUGGGCAUCUGUAUACGAUAGCAAUAAAGAACGUGGUACUAUCAGAUGAAGGCGAUUACCGAUGCGAAGUACGUGAUGAUGCAAGUAACCGUCUUAUUGCUUAUUCUAAAUCUGCUCGCCUAUUUGUUCUUCAGACACCAGAUGAAAAAUAUCCAGAAUGCGUCUCACCAACGACGGAUAGUCUAAUUGAUUCCGAAAUUGAACUAACUUGCAUCAGUCAGAAGGUAAACCCUGCAGUUAAGCUAACAUGGUGGGAUCAAGGAAUGCGUAUUGUAAACGGAAUUAAAACAGAAAGUAAGAAUGACCUUGUUUACAGUCACUAUAGGUUUACUGCAACUAAAAAGCACAAUUCGAAGAUGUUUAUGUGUAAUCAAACGUCAUCAAUUCCUAAAAUGAACCCUGUCAUGUGUUCUUUUAAACCUCUCGAUAUUUACUACAAGCCCGAAAUAUCCAUAGAACACACGAAUGAAAUUAUUGCCGGGACAGAUUCUAUCAUAUUUUGCAAAGAAGUCUCCAAUCCUCCAGUAAAUAAAUAUAUUUGGACCUUUAGUUCUCAGCUUAACAAAAGUGAAUAUCAAUCAGACGGACAGGUUUUAAGACUAUUAAAAGUAUCAAUAAAAAGAAAUGGUUUGAAAAUUAAUUGUACCGCAGAAAAUAAAGCCGGAAUAACGACGGAAACAACAACUUUAAAUGUGAUCAAAGAAGAUGUUGAUUAUUUUGAUGAUUAUCAAAAUAAUAUACAAAACUCUCAGAAUGUAUACGAGUUUAAUGAAGAUACAAAAGACGAUGAUAAGGUUUCGUUAUCAGUAGUAAUCGUCGUAAUAAUUGUUAUAGUUGUUAUAUUAGUCAUUGUUAUAAUCUGGCUCUUAUACACAUCUAGAUGGGUAUAA